Molecule: messenger RNA, 601 nt
Organism: Solanum dulcamara
Lineage: Eukaryota; Viridiplantae; Streptophyta; Magnoliopsida; Solanales; Solanaceae
Product: calcium-binding protein PBP1-like
Exons: 1
Coding region: 87-446 (119 amino acids)
Molecular function (GO): calcium ion binding
Source: RefSeq, a predicted model, not a curated record
UAGGGAAGAUCAUUAUAUUGUUCCCCACUUCAAGAAUCAUUCAUCAAAGAAAGAAAAAAGGGGUUGUUUUAUUUUUCAAGAAAAUAAUGGCUGGUACAAAAACCAACGAUUUUCAAGAUAUGUUGCCUAUGAUGGCAAAUAAGCUUGGUGGGGAUGGUUUAAUUAGAGAGCUGUGUAAUGGGUUUAGGCUAUUGAUGGAUAGGGAUAGAGGGGUCGUCACUUUUGAGAGUUUGAAAAAGAAUUCAGCACUUCUUGGUUUGCAAAAUUUGAGAGAUGAUGAAUUGAUGAGCAUGUUGAGAGAAGGGGAUUUAAAUGGAGAUGGUGCUCUUGAUCAGAUGGAGUUUUGUGUGCUUAUGUUUAGAUUGAGUCCUGAAUUGAUGGAAGAAUCGGAAGAUUUGCUUGAAAUUGCUCUGCAACAUGAAUUCAAGACUAAUUCAUAUAGGUGAUUUUUUUUAUUUGUGUUCUGUCUGAUGUAACUCAUUUGAGACUUAGAAAAAGGGGAAAUUAUGUAACUUAGUUUUUUCUUUCUUGGGGUCUUGAAUAUUGACUUGUUUCAUGAUGAAAUUUGCAAGGAAAUUGGGAAUUUGAUUUCUUACCCAAA